GCGGCGGCGGCGGCGGCGGCGGCGACAAUCCCUCGGGCCAUGGCGUCCCCGUCCAGGAGGCUGCAGACCAAACCGGUCAUCUCAUGCCUGAAGAGCGUGUUGCUCACCUACACCUUCAUCUUUUGGUUCACAGGUGUGAUCCUCCUUACAGUUGGCAUAUGGGGCAAGGUAAGCCUGGAGGUGUAUUUCUCACUGUUAAAUGAGAAGGCCACCAAUGUCCCUUUUGUGCUUAUUGGUCCUGGAACCAUCAUUAUCCUCUUGGGCACCUUCGGCUGUUUUGCUACCAGCCGGGCUUCAGCAUGGAUGCUGAAACUGUAUGCCAUGUUCCUGACCCUUAUUUUCUUCGUGGAGUUGGUGGCUGCUAUUGUAGGAUUUGUUUUUAGGCAUGAGAUUAGGAACAGCUUCGAGAUGAAUUAUGAGGCUUCCUUGAAGCAGUACAAUGAUACAGCCAUUCAAAGAAGUGAGGCAGUGGAUACCAUCCAGAAAACUUUACACUGCUGUGGUGUCCAAAGUGCUGUAGACUGGGAAACCACUGCCUACUAUGCGGAGAAAGGCUUUCCCCGGAGCUGCUGCAGGUUUCACAGCUGUUCCUGGGCUGAUAGGAAGGAUCUGAAGAAGCAGAUUCAGGAGGGCUGCUUCGUAAAAGUGACAACUGUUAUUCAGUCAGAAAUGGGUGUUGUAGCAGGCAUUUCCUUUGGGAUUGCUUGUUUCCAGUUGUUUGGUAUAUUUUUGGCCUGCUGUCUCUCUCGUUCCAUCACGAAUAACCAAUAUGAGAUCGUGUAAACUGGUGGCUGACAGCUCCAGAUCUCUCCGACCAAGCUUUAGGACAUUAUUCUCAGCUCCCUUCCUUGGAAAAUCCUUCAUGACCUUCAAUAUGCAAAGUGCUGAAAGUUAUAUGAACAGACUGAUCCCAUCAAGACCUGGCAGUUAUGAGUUCUUCAUCAUUCGCCUCCCCCAACUCAGUUUUUCCAGGCUGGGGGAACAUUAAAAGUCAUGUUAAGCUAACACAGUGUGUAUUGUGGAUAGCAGCUGUAUGCCUUCGGGCGUGUGGCCUGCCUUUCUGUGUCUCUUUCCCAUAGGCCGGGCUUUGCGGUCCUGUUGUCACUUGGUGUGACUGACCUCGAGGUCUGCUGAAUAUAUGAGCCUCCUCCUCUUUGGUGCCAUACGGUCUUCUGUAGCUUGGGAAGGUGAGCCUUGUGCCCAGCAGAGCUUCUCUUGUUUGUGCGAUUUGCAGCAGGCAGCUGGCUGGGCACAGAGCUCCUGGGCUUGGCCCGGGGCCCGGGGCAUGGCCCGGGCCUGUCUGCAUGUGGACACCUCCUUCUCUUAGCUGCCAAGUGGUGCUUCUGGAUCUCUGACCCCGCCGACUCACACUAAAGACACUCAUGUUCUGUGCUUGACCAGGGCACGGCGGGCUGCCCGUUCUCUUUGCUUUCUCUUCUAAACCCAGGUGUUAUAUCUGUUUUGUAGGUUUUCUCUCCCUUUUUGUUCUUAGAAAGGCCUUUCUUCGUUCUGAAUGAUGCUGUAGUGAUUUGUUUUUCCCUGAGGGACUUGUGGGAUAGUGGUUGUUCCCAGUAGCCUUAGCUGCUAGUAUUUCCCAACCAGGUUGGCAUGACUUAAUUGUCAGUAUUAUGUGCUCCUUUGACUUGUAUUCUUAUGUGUGUUGAUUUGUGUUUUGGGCCAAUAAAUAGAAAUUCUCCUAUCUUAAUAUCCAAUAAAUGGUUGACUCUUGUCCGCAAAAAUA
Vombatus ursinus (common wombat) is the source of this 1741-nucleotide messenger RNA. RefSeq names its product tetraspanin 6 (gene TSPAN6). The record is from RefSeq and is a predicted model, not a curated record. The coding region runs from base 40 to 783 and encodes 247 amino acids. Lineage: Eukaryota; Metazoa; Chordata; Mammalia; Diprotodontia; Vombatidae. Gene Ontology annotation, cellular component: membrane. The transcript is spliced from 8 exons.